This is a messenger RNA of Amorphotheca resinae ATCC 22711, 1495 nucleotides long. RefSeq lists its product as hypothetical. Gene Ontology annotation, molecular function: FAD binding. Lineage: Eukaryota; Fungi; Ascomycota; Leotiomycetes; Helotiales; Amorphothecaceae. The transcript is spliced from 4 exons. The record is from RefSeq and is a predicted model, not a curated record. Bases 1 to 1431 code for a protein of 476 amino acids.
AUGGUUGCCAUAAACCUGAACCUAUGCUGCUGGGCUCUCUCCGCAGUGAUGCCCAGACUGGUUUCGUACCCCGAUAGCACGGUGUACAGCACUUCAUUGCAGUCCUAUUGGUCUCAGCAAGAAGUGCAUGUUACUCCUUCAUGUGUUGUAUCACCCACAACGGCUCCAGAAGUCUCACUGGCCGUGAAGACUCUCACAACCCUAGGCUUCUGCAAAUUUGCCGUUCGAAGUGGUGGCCAUACUCCCUUCGCAGGGAGCGCGAAUAUGGCCACAGGUGUCACGAUAGACCUAGCUGCCUUGAAUCAGAUUACGCUCUCCGCGGACAAAAGCUUGGUUACCAUCGGCCCUGGCCAGAGAUGGGGGAACGUUUAUGCCGAACUGGAACCUCUUGGCCUCGCAGUCGCUGGCGGGAGGUCAUCUAGUAUUGGUGUAGGGGGUCUUACUCUGGGCGGUGGCACUUUCUACUUUGCACCUCGCGAGGGGUUCACAUGCGAUAAUGUCGAAUCCUUCGAAGUGGUUCUCGCUGACGGGUCCAUUGUCACCGCCGAUGCUGUCGAGAAUUCCGAUCUUUUCGUUGCUUUGAAGGGCGGAUCCAACAAUUUUGGCAUAGUGACGCAAAUCACAUAUCGAACGUUUGCACUGGGUCCUAUAUGGGCAGGCAAUAUCAUCUAUCCCGUGAGCACUGUGGCCCAGAAUAUACAGGCGUUCAGUGACUUUAUCUCCGCUCCGAACUUUGAUCAAAACGCGUCGAUGAUGCAGACCUUUGGAUACACUGCUGGCUUUGGUGGCGCUAUAGUCAAUGCACCCGUGUACGCGGCGCCUGUGGUUAAUCCACCAGCCUUCCAAAACUUCACAGCAAUUCAGCCACAGAUGGAAAACACCAUGGCUAUUACUACUCUGUCCAACACCUCCAUUGCACUUGAUGCUAGUUCGCCAGGGGGUUUCUAUCAAAUUCUGGCCUCAAUUACAAUCGAGAACGACGUCCAAACCCUGCAGACGGUAUUCGAUUUAUGGAAUACUAGCUGUGCUGAUAUCGCCAACGUAUCUGGAAUCGUGUGGACCAUCACUACUCAGCCCAUCAACAAUGCAGUGUUAUCCAAGACUACUGGCCUUGGUAACAGCCUUGGCUUGCCCACAUCAGCACCAAGUGGUUCCUUUAUCAUCGUGGAGCUCGCAGCAACGUGGAGUCAGGCCAAUGACAGCACGCUCGUGACUACUUCUGCGAACGAGUUGAUUGGUGAUAUCACAGCGGCGGCGAAAGCCUUGGGUACCUGGAAUCGGUAUAUAGACCUCAACCACGCAACCACAGGCCAAGACCCUAUUAGUUCGUAUGGACCGACUGUCAAAGCGAAACUGCUAGCUGUGAGCAAGAAGUACGACCGACAUGGAGUGUUUCAAAAACUGGUUACUGGCGGGUUCAAACUAAGGUGAAAAUGGCGUAUAUUAUAUCAAUAAGCGGCGUUUAAUAUUAGAAUCUAAUCUUGCGAUUGACCAC